UUGAUUUGCGUUUUUCUUUUGUUUUCCCCAUAAAAUCGAAUCAGAAAUUGAGAAAUUAGAAAACCUAAAUUCCUUUCUCCUUCACACUUCAGUUUGCAUUCACUUCGUUGAAUAUUUCUUUGAUUCGCAGUUCUUCACUCUGUACGCGGCUACACCGUCACGCCCUUCACCUUCGCACAAUUAGGAAGUACUAAAAAAGGGAUUUUUGGUGAAGGGUCAGAAGAUGGAGACAGAGGUGUUGGAUGCAGAGUUAGUGUUGCCAAACUAUCUCAGUUUUAAGAGAGUUCAAAUGUAUGAUAAAUACCCUAAAGGCCAAUCCAGAGGAAGACACUGGAAACAUCUUAAGCAGAUUAUUCAGGCUGAGAAUUACCAGAAUUACCCUCCUGAUGAGCCCAAUUAUGUCAAUAUUGAGUCACCCCCUUCCAUGCAUCCCUGCAAGAGAAUUUGCGAUAUUACUGGCUUUGAGGCACCUUACUAUGAUCCUAAGACUAAUCUCCGGUAUGCAAAUACUGAUGUUUUCAAGACGAUCAGAUCGCUUCCUAAUGAUUAUGUGCAAAGAUACCUAUCUCUGAGGAAUGCAGCAGUCGUUCUUAAGUAGUUCUAUCACUUACCUUGUCUUCUAAGACACCUUAUUCUCGUUCCUUAAUGUUUUGUUUUAACAAAUGCUGUAUUGAAUCUUCUUCCAUGUUAAAUAGAUUUAGAAGGUGUUUGGUAGAGCUUACAGAUGAUUAGCAGAAUGUUUGUAAAUUACGAUUAUCAGUUGCCUAAUCUUGUUAUUCCAUA
Vicia villosa (hairy vetch) is the source of this 783-nucleotide messenger RNA. RefSeq names its product protein EIN6 ENHANCER-like. The record is from RefSeq and is a predicted model, not a curated record. Gene Ontology annotation, biological process: chromatin remodeling. Gene Ontology annotation, cellular component: Ino80 complex. Lineage: Eukaryota; Viridiplantae; Streptophyta; Magnoliopsida; Fabales; Fabaceae. The transcript has 4 exons. The coding region runs from base 224 to 598 and encodes 124 amino acids.